AUGUCGUCUGCAGCUGCGAAAGCAUCUAAUAUCCCAAAGGGCGACCGGUUGGUCAUGACAACGGGCUGCGACUCGCUCGAAGUUGAGGCCGCCGUCCGCAAUGACGGCGAGUCAGGAACCCGAUAUGAUCACAAUGACAUGGAGCGCAUGGGCAAGGCCCAGGAGUUUAGAAGGAACCUUCGACCUCUGGCGGCUUUGAGCUUCGCGUCGGUGCUACAGGCAACCUGGGAGUUUAUUCUUAUAUCCAACUAUCAGGGGCUUGAGGAUGGGGGAAUGGCCGGCUUGGUGUGGACAUACGUGUGGACCUUUGUCGGAUUUGGGUUCAUCAUCGUCUCAUUGUCAGAAAUGGCAUCAAUGGCCCCGACAUCUGGGGGUCAAUACCAUUGGGUCUCCGAGUUUGCGUCCCCACGCUAUCAGAAGUUCCUUAGUUAUAUCACUGGAUGGAUGUCCGUUCUCGCGUGGCAGGCCGGUGCGGCGUCAGGAUCCUUCCUCACUGGGACCAUCAUCCAAGGCCUAAUCGGCGUACGAAACCCGGACUAUAACCCCAAGCGAUGGCAAGGAACCCUCUUCGUUUUUGCAAUGAUCCUUGUUAUCUAUUUCUUCAACGUCUAUGCAGCCAGUUGGAUGCCUCGGAUUCAAAACAUUCUCUUGGCUCUGCACACUAUCUGCUGGGUCGUUGUCGUUGUCGUGCUCUGGGCUAUGGCUCCUCUUCAGUCCGCCAAAGCAGUGUUCACUGAAUUCAGCACAUACGGUGGGUGGAACAAUGUCGGGGUUGCUCUGAUGAUCGGCCAGAUUUCCGCAAUUUACGGAUCUCUGAGCUCGGACGCCACAGCGCACAUGUCGGAAGAGGUUCGUGAUGCCGGUCGGUAUGUCCCAAUGGCCAUCUGUGGCGGCUAUUUCAGCAACGGCGUGCUAGCAUUGGUUAUGAUAAUUACCUUGAUGUUCGCCAUGCCGUCGGUCAAAGACGCCUUGGAUGACCCAAGUGGCUUUCCCUUCAUUUAUGUCUUCAAGCAGACGGUCUCAACAGCGGGGGUGAAUGGGCUUACUGCCAUCAUCCUCAUCCCAGUCAUCUUCAGCAAUAUCCUCUUCAACGCGUCAACGGCUCGUCAAACGUACGCCUUCGCUCGAGACCGGGGCCUGCCGUUCUCCAACUGGAUCUCCAAGGUAAACCAGAGCUACAAGCUUCCCAUUAACGCCAUCGCGCUUUCCUGCAUUAUCAGCGGUCUUCUUUCCCUAAUCAACAUCGGGUCGGACACAGCCUUCAAUGCCAUCAUUUCCUUGAACGUGGCGGCACUGAUGUGGACUUACGCCAUCUCUAUCAGCUGUGUGAUGUAUCGCAAAAUCUACUGUCCCGAGACGCUUCCUGACCGACGGUGGAGUCUCGGCAAGCAUGGUAUCUGGGUCAAUGCAGUAGCAUUAGUCUAUGUGGCUUUUGCCCUCUUCUGGUCCUUCUGGCCCACACAGAUUCCAGUCACGGUCAGCAACUUCAACUGGAGCAUUGUUCUCUUUGUUGGGGUCUUUAUGAUCAGUCUGGUGAUGUAUUUCCUGCAGGGGAAGAGAGUGUACAAAGGGCCCGUCGUGGAUGUCAAACGGACGUAGAUCAGAUAAUACACCUCGUGUCUUUGGCACGCAGGAGCAUCAAGACCAAAACAAAAAUUUACUCGAUUUUUCCCCCUUCGCUGUGGAUAUAUGAUCUGAAAUAACAUAUCCUCCGGUGCAUUUUCUUGCUUCUUACCAUUCUUCAACUCUCGGAUUAAAAUCCUGUGUGGUCU
Aspergillus heteromorphus CBS 117.55 is the source of this 1772-nucleotide messenger RNA. RefSeq names its product amino acid transporter. The transcript is spliced from 5 exons. Gene Ontology annotation, cellular component: membrane. Gene Ontology annotation, molecular function: transmembrane transporter activity. NCBI's taxonomy places the organism in Eukaryota, Fungi, Ascomycota, Eurotiomycetes, Eurotiales, Aspergillaceae. Gene Ontology annotation, biological process: transmembrane transport. The record is from RefSeq and is a predicted model, not a curated record. Bases 1 to 1599 code for a protein of 532 amino acids.